Molecule: messenger RNA, 4416 nt
Organism: Sitodiplosis mosellana (orange wheat blossom midge)
Lineage: Eukaryota; Metazoa; Arthropoda; Insecta; Diptera; Cecidomyiidae
Exons: 6
Coding region: 387-3716 (1109 amino acids)
Source: RefSeq, a predicted model, not a curated record
UCAGCGGAAUGAGCACCGAUAGGGUGGGGCUAAAAAAAAUCACAAUUUUACGCAUGCAAAUGAGUCUAACGCGCAAAGAGGAUAUUUGCUUGAAGUGCAAAAGGAAAUUCAAAUAAGUUGUUAUAACUUCAACGAUAAAUCGUGUUCAUUAUGCAACGAAUCGCAUUGUAAUCACGAACAAAUCGAUGUUGGACAGUAUUGUUAUCAGUGCGAUUCGAAAGUACAUUUGUAUUGUAGGGAAAAUGUGGAUCAACACAUGGAGAAAAAAGUUUGAAUCUUAAAAUGGUUUGGAAAACGAAAACAAUACGACGUCAACGACGGAUAAAUUUUGUUACGAAUGUGAUUCUAAAACAAAUCCAAAGUGCGUCAAUAAGACAGACGAAACAAUGCUUGUGAAUUGUGAAUAUUCGGAGAACGAAGGAUGUUAUCAUUUUAACAAUUCAACCGACUCAUCCGUGGUACGAGGAUGCAUAGCGAAAUUGGAGGACACAUCACUUUGUAAAUCAAACGGGGAAAAUUGCAAAGUCUGUAUGGAAAAUCGGUGCAAUUUGAGAGAGAAUUUUGUACGUUGCAACACAAAUAGCCAAAUAGUUGGUGAGACGAUUAUUGGAAGCGAUGCAAAAACCUGUGAGGAGUACAACGAUAAAUGCUUUUUGCACAUCACCGAAGAUUCUGUAACACGAGGCUGCUUGCUUGAGUACGUGAAAGCAAAUAAUUUAACUGAUACUUCAUAUGAAAAUCAAUUUGAUCCAGCAUUAUUUCGAACGUGCUCGACAACGAUGUGCAACGGUAACGUAAUCGAAACUGAAUCGUGUAUAUCGUGCGAUAGUGAAGAUCCAAGCUGCAGAAGCAACGCCUCAUCGAAAAUGAGCAAAAAGUGUAAAUUAUCACCUGAAUUGAUGGGUUGUUAUCACUAUGAACAAAAUGAUGAGAUCAAACGUGGAUGCAUUUCGGAAAUCGAAGACGACCAUUUCCGUAAAUCGUGUGAAUCGAAUAGCGAUCAGUGCAAAAAGUGCAUUGGAAACGAAUGCAACUCACGACAAACAGGAUUCCAGAGAUGUGUAAUAACAAGUGACGACUUUACUCGGCAGAAGACAAACUCAUUGAUGUUUGAUUCGAAAAUAUGUUCGGAUUAUAUGGAUGAAUGCUAUACACACGUUGCGGAUAAUUCAGUUCAAAGGGGAUGUCUGAGUGAUGGGGCUGAACUCUCUAUUGAUGGUGUUGAUAUUCUGUCCGACUGUAAAGAUCCAGAUAUUUGUGAAAAGUGCUCUGGAGCGGCGAAUUGUAACAAUAAGGAAAUUUUAAACGAAUUUUGCACUGUUUGUAACUCAGAGUCCCACCCAUUUUGCAAAGAAGCUCCAAAUCAUUUGAUGCGAGCACGAUGUCCAUUAUCAAUCAGGCCAUUUGGAUGUUAUAUGUAUAAAAAUGGAAUAGAUUUUGUUGGACGCGAUUGUAUGUCCACCGAUUCACAGCUACGAAAAUGGUGUAAGACCGAGAGUGACUCAUGUAAAUAUUGUUUUGGAGACGAAUGCAAUAAAAAGAGAUACUUCGAACAGUGCCACUAUUGUAAUUCAAACCAAGACGGAGUGAAUUGUAAGACGAAACCAUGGGCAAUCCCUCUAAAGACAUGCAAACAUUAUAUGGAUGAAUGCUAUACUCAUGUAAACGACGAUGGUGUUGUUACACGAGGUUGUUUUAGUGAGUUUGAAUCAGAUAACGACAAUUGCACAGACAAAGAUACUUGUUUGCGAUGUACCGGAGAAAAUGCUUGUAAUGAUACUCCUAUCAAAACAGAGUCGUGUAUCUCAUGCGAUUCAAGUAAAAAUCCCAACUGUAGAUGGAAUGUAACGCUGGAAAAUGCGAAAGUUUGUCCUCAGAAAACGAUUCGUCCCCUGGGAUGUUUCCAUUUUAUUAACGAAUCUGAUGAAUAUACAAAGCGGGGCUGUGUUUCAAGCUUAAACACAAAUGAUCGAAGCUUUGCGUCAAAGCAGCCAAAUCAAUGGAAAUAUUGCCAUGGACGCGACAACUGUAAUUCAAGGUCAACAUUUACGAAAUGCUUCUCUUGCAAUUCUACUGUCGACUCUGAUUGCAUUUCGAAUCCAACUCUAUCCGGGUCUUCGGUUAAAUUAUGCAACGAUUAUGAUGACUCGUGUUUCUCUCAUAUCGGAUCGCAGACUCUUGUCAGAGGUUGUUUAAAUGAUCUGGGCUGGAAAUCAAUCGCAAAGUGCCGUGCCUUUCCAGAGAAGUGUGACAUUUGCAAAGGCGAAAAUGGUGAAAUUUGUAACGAUAAGCGAUUCAGUGAGGCUAAAUGUAUUUCAUGCGAUUCAUGGAAAGACAAACGAUGUCGUAAUAAACCCGAAUUUUCAGGCCAAAAACUCUGUAGUUUGGCUAAUUCACCUGAUGAAGAUUUGGGUUGCUAUAUGAUUCGCGAUAGCAAUUAUAGAGUUAGAAGAGGCUGUGCAUCCGAUCUCAGCAUUCACCAUCGGGAAAUGUGUUGGAAUAAAUCAGACCAGUGCAGAAUCUGUAAUGGAAACAAUUGCAACAAAAAAGUCGAAUUUCAACAUUGUUUCGUGUGCACAAGCAAAGAUGAUCCGAACUGUGUUCAUAGUCAUCCGUCCGAUGCAUCGACAAUUUGUCCAAACUAUAUGGAUCAAUGUCUGACUGCUAUCGAUUCAGAAGGUUUCACGGUACGCAAAUGCUUUUCCAAUGGAACGGAUGAGGUGGCAAUACUUAAACAAUUCUCUAUGCACGAGCUGUGCGAAGAAAAUAAUUGCAAUGGAGUUUUGUACCCCGAAGAACGUAGACAGUGUUUCCAAUGUAAUGGAGAUUCAGCUUGUGAUAGUCUAAGAACAAGUGUAAAUAAAUCCUUAGAAGAAUUACCCUGCAGAUUGUACUCAAAAUACGAUGGGUGCUUCACGUUUAUGGACGAGGAUCAAAAUAUGCACCGCGGAUGCAUGACUGAUUCCAAAGAUUCGAGAUUGCUAUGUGAAAAAAACCAGGAGCGAUGUGCAAUUUGUGGAGAAAACGGAUGCAAUGAUCGGCCGCUGUUCGUCGAGCCGGAGUUAUCGUGCUUCAAAUGUAGAGAUUCAAUUGACUGCGCAUAUGGACAGAUUGGACAGGAAAAACUCGUGGAAUGCACAAUGCCUGUUAGAUUUGGAACGGAGGAAUCUUGUUAUAUACGAUCGCAUAUUGAUGGUACAAUCGAAAGAGGCUGCACUCUUGACAUAACUGAUGCUGACCCAAAUUGGUGCGACGAAUUGGAAGACUGUGAUGAAUGCACUGAUGGUGGGUGCAAUAGUGAAAAUGUUUACUUCGGCUACUGCUUGCAAUGCGAUAGUUUGAAUGAUGAAAACUGCGCCAAUCCUAUAUUUGGUUUCCAUGAGUUUUUCUUGAAAUGUACGCCCAUACGAUAUGACGAAUUCGAAGAAAACGAUAGUUACAACCAAAAUAAUACUGCCACCCAAACCUAUACUUACGAUCCAUAUCCCUUCAGCAAACGAGGUUGCUACGCGUUGAUACAAGAUGGUGUGAUAGAAAGAGGUUGUAUAAGUGACAUGACCGAUCAUGAACACAACGGAUGUAAAGGGGCAACAUGGUGUAACAUUUGCGAAACAGAUUACUGCAAUGAUAUGCCAUUCAAGAGCUCUGCUUCCAUUCAAUUUGCGUCAUACAGUUUAUUCGUUGCCUUGUUCAAUUUAACAAUAUUUUAUUCAUAGUACUAAACAAUAGAACAAUUGUAUACUCUAUAUGUUACCUAUUGGCUAGAUUCAAUAUGGAUUGCCAGUUUGAACGUAGAAAGUGUUGAGAUUGAAAAUUCUCACUACAUUCAUUCUUAUGUGUGUUACGGAGAUUGAAUCUAGCGAGUGCCUUUUGAUUACAAAUACAAAUAAGGACUAAUCUUCAUAUCAAGUAGAAGAUCAAUGUCAGGUAUUCAAUUGUACAAAUAUCUUGAUAAAUGUAUAUAUACAUAGCAUGCUAUUAUCGAAAACAAUGUGGUAAUUUUCCAGUACGAUACAAAGCUCAAGUAGUAGUAUCCGGUUGUGAUUUAGAUGUCUAAUGGUAAGAUAAGUAUUAAUGUUGGUCAAAUGGACUACAAAAACCUCAAUUACAGACGAAUUUGAGAACUAUCAUUGUCACAUUUCUUAAAAAUAUAAUGUGUUGUUCACCGAAAACCAACGCAUGAUCGAUUACAUCAAUUGAACACACUUUUUUAUCAAUUUUUUUUCUUCAAGUCAAUGCGUCAAUAUAUAUACGUGCUCGUCUCACAGACCCUUCUCAAUUAACUUGUUAAAUUAAAAAUUUUCAUCAUUUGCCAGCCAGCAGUCGUGAUAUUAACUUUGGCAAUAGACUCCCCACGAAAAACAUUGGAUGAAUUUCAAUAAAACGUAGUUUAAUAAAAGUUCUCUAAAAUGAAAA